Molecule: messenger RNA, 1074 nt
Organism: Cladophialophora immunda
Lineage: Eukaryota; Fungi; Ascomycota; Eurotiomycetes; Chaetothyriales; Herpotrichiellaceae
Exons: 2
Coding region: 1-1074 (357 amino acids)
Molecular function (GO): hydrolase activity, acting on carbon-nitrogen (but not peptide) bonds, in linear amides
Source: RefSeq, a predicted model, not a curated record
AUGGCUCGUAAAAUAGUGGUCGCAGCUGCCCAACUGGGGGCUGUACACAUCGACACUCCCCGCAAGGCCGUGAUCGACCGUAUGCUGGUCUUGAUGAAAGAAGCAGUGUCCAAAGGAGCGCAAUUGGUGGUCUUUCCAGAGACCGCCCUUACGACCUUCUUUCCUCGGUUUCUGAUCGACGACAAGGAAGUGCUCGAUUCCUUUUUCGAGCACGGUGCCGAUCUGACUCAGUCGCCGAAUCUGAAGAUCCUGCUUGACGAAGCCCACCGACUCGACGUUGAUAUUUCGGUUGGUUUCGCCGAGCGAACCCCUGAAGGAAAAGGCUUCAACACUUGCAUUUACUAUUCCGGGUCCCAGAGCAGGAUUCUUAGCAAAUAUCGCAAGACUCAUGUGCCAGGCACGUUCGAGCCCUUUCCAAAUCCAGACGCCAUCAACCAGCUGGAAAAGAGAUAUUUUGAGCCAGGCAACCUCGGAUUCAAGGCCUUCCGCGUGCCGGGACUGCUUCCCGAUGCUUUGAAGAAGGAAACAGCUGGUGGCCCCCCGUCGCGCGAGCUUGAAGGGAAAGGCGAUCCUAUCAUGGGAAUGAUGAUUUGUAACGACCGACGGUGGCCAGAGUCAUGGCGGUGCUACGGCCUCCAAGGUGUCGAAGUCGUCAUGGUCGGCUACAACACCCCGUCGUUCAGUCCAGAUCUUGUCAGCUCGCUAGGUCCCAAAAAUGAGGUCGACGGCGAGAAGGAAGCCCUUUACCAUCAUCAACUCGUGUUGAAAGCCAACAGCUAUAUGAAUAGUUGUUUCUCCAUCGCCGCUGCUCGGGCAGGGCGUGACGACGGGAAAUACCCUUUGAUUGGGGGUAGUUGCAUCGUGGACUCGGAGGGACAUAUUAGAGCAGAAUCAAAGACGACGGAUGAUGAAGUUGUCGUGGCCGAAAUCGACCUGGAAGAGGCCCGUCAGGGUAAAGAAAAGCUCUUCGACUUCCACAGACAUCGACGGAUCGAAGCGUACGGAAUCAUCCCAAGUCAAACCGGGGUUGUCGAGCCUCCUUUCCUGUCCCAAAAGGAAGAAUUGCCUAAUUGA